AAACUGAUUAGUAUUUUUUUUAAAUGGAUUUGAAAAUUUAAUAGAUGCGGACAUAUAAAACACAAUAAGCUGUUUAGAUUUUAGCUCGACAUUUUGAAUAAUGUUAUACGGGGAGCUUUUAAAUUCGCAUGGCGUUGGCGUCUGCGUCGAUUUACAUAUCUUGUGAAUAAAUGCUCAUCACAGUCGUAGCCUGCAGUUCUAAAAUGCGAUAAGCAUAAAACCAAAAGCGAUCUUAGGUCAGAAUACAUACUACCUCAAGAUGGUACAGAAAUGGCGACAGUUCAAGCUUCUGUUAUGGAAAAACUUCCUCAUACAGAAGCGGAAGGUGGUAACCACGGUGUUUGAGAUCGGACUUCCUGCCUUCUUCGCGCUUAUUCUCGUUUUUAUUCGACUACGCGUGACGGGAGAGAUGAUGGACGAGAAGGAAUGGGCGGCUUGCGGGCACUGGCAGCACUUGCCAAAAGAAAUUCACAUGCACCAGGUCGCCUUCGCACCUGACAACAACCUCACCCGCCGCAUCAUGAAACACGUCACCGGAGAACACACCAGGAUCUCGGAUGUAAAGGGUUUCGAAAACGAAGAGAAAUUGGUCGAUUUUAUGAUGUUUGAAAACUCGACAACAAAAAACCUGAAAUUCUAUCUAGCCGGCGUCGUAUUCACAAACCGCUUCCAUGACAACGGCACUCGGCUGCCACGUGAUAUCGCAUACAAGCUGCGAUUUCAGUCGAGCCCACGGAACGCGGGGAAGAAGAGUUCUCACCUGAACCCUUACCGCGGGGACACCUCCUGGAACACGGACUUCAUCUUCCCGCUCUUUCAGCACGUGGGGCCUAGAGAACCAACCAAGACAUGUGGAGGGACACCAGGUUAUGCUCGAGAAGGCUUCUUGGCUCUACAGAACGCAGUAAAUUACGGUAUCCUGAAGGAAUACGGAACGCCCGUACACGCGGGCAUUGUGGAACACAUAGACCUAUCACUGAGGCGGCAUCCCUACCCCCGUUUUAACGACGACAACUUCAUUAUCGUCAUACAGAGCCAGUUUCCACUUAUUCUUAUGCUAAGUUUUGUUUUGGUGGCACUCAACAUUGUUAAAGACGUCGUCCAUGAGAAGGAACGAAAAUUGAAGGAGUCGAUGAAGAUGAUGGGCCUGAACAACUGGCUGCACUGGGCGGCCUGGUACGUCAAGUACCUGCUCUUCUUGCUGAUCACCGUGGGGGUCAUGACCCUGUUCCUGUGUAUCAACACCAGCAAGGGCCCCGUCAUCGGCAAGAUUCAUCCAUCCAUCGUCUUCCUCUUCCUGUUUGUCUACGCCAACUGUGUCAUUUCAUCCUGUUUUGCGGCCAGUGUCUUCUUCAAUAAAGCGAACUCUGGAGCUGCAGCUGGAGGGAUUCUGUUCUUCGUCACGUACAUUCCCUACUUCUUUAUCCAGCCUCGUUAUGCAACGUUUACCUGGGGACAGAAAAUAAUCUCCUCCCUUAUACCCAAUGUGGCAAUGGCGUAUGGCGGCCAAAUUAUCGGCAUGUUUGAAGGAACAGGUGUCGGUGUACAGUGGAGCAACAUAAUGCACGGCGUGUCGGUGGACGACGACUUCUCCAUGUUUAACGUGAUUGCCAUGUUGCUCGUGGAUACCGUGCUGUACGCGUUUGUCACGUGGUACGUGGAGGCAGUGUUCCCGGGCGAGUUCGGCGUACCCCUUAAGUGGUACUUUCCCGUCACGUGUUCAUAUUGGUGUGGCACAAAACCAGAUGACUACGUCACUGAUGACAAGAACAUUUCUAUCGGCCAAAUAUCCGAGUUCUUCGAGAAAGACCCCUCGGGUUUGAGAGCUGGCAUACAGAUCAGAAACCUUAGAAAGGAGUUUAAGCGCGGUGAGAACAAGAAGGUGGCUGUGAGUGGAAUGACGCUGGACAUGUACGAGGGCCAGAUCACAGCCCUGCUGGGACACAACGGGGCCGGCAAAACCACCACAAUGUCCAUGCUCACAGGUUUAAUCCCCACGACGAGCGGCACGGCCCGCGUGAACGGGUUCGACAUCCGCGAGGACAUUGCCAGCGUCCGCUCCAGUCUGGGUCUCUGCCCACAACACGAUGUUCUGUUUGACUCCCUCACAGUGGAGGAGCAUCUCAUCUUCUUCUCUAAGCUGAAAGGUGUGCCUGAUGAUGUUGUUGGCGGAGAGGUAACCGCCAUGUUAGACGUUAUCAAUCUGACAAGCAAACGCCAUGCAAAAUCGAGCACUCUCUCUGGUGGCAUGAAGAGAAAACUAUCAGUUGGCAUUGCACUGAUCGGGGGCUCCAAGGUGGUGAUCCUUGACGAGCCCUCUUCCGGUAUGGAUCCGGAGGCCCGGCGUCAGCUGUGGACGGUGUUACAACAAAACAAAAGGGGCCGCACCAUGCUGCUGUCCACACACUUUAUGGACGAGGCUGACCACCUCGGCGACCGGAUAUCCAUCAUGGCGGACGGCGUCGUCAAAUGCUGUGGAUCUUCGACCUUCCUAAAGAACAAAUAUGGUGCCGGUUAUCAUAUGACCAUCGUUAAAGCAGAACAUUGCGAUGUGGGUAUAAUAACACAGAGAAUAAAACAUUACGUUCCGGAGGCAGAGUUAGAAAACAACGUCGCUGCUGAAUUGUCGUACAUUUUGCCAAGUCAGCGGUCGUCUGAGUUUGAAAAGAUGUUUCUUGAAUUUGAUCGCAACCUUUCUGGAUUGGGGAUACAGAGUUAUGGAAUCGCUGUUACUACAAUGGAAGAGGUGUUUCUGAGGGUCUGCAACAGCCAUAUCUCUGUCGACGAAGAAAAUGUGCCUCUACUCAACCGUACUCAUAAACAAGACCUGACCAAUUUUUCUUUUCUCGAAAGACAAUCCGAACCGAUCAAUGAGAGAACUCCUCUAUUGACAAACCCAGACCGGAUCAACCCUUUUCACCGCACUCCAAGUUUCACACAAAGUGUUCAAAGAAACACCGGCCUUCAUCUUUUACUUCAACAAUUCUACGCCAUGUUUUUAAAACGGGCCAUACAUACAGCCAGAAACCUUAUUGUGACGGGAACGCAACUGUCAGUGCCACUGUCUUUCGCUAUCAUCGGUCUAGUAGUUAUCAAAACAUUCCCAGGACCACACGAUUCACCACCCCUUUCUCUCACAAUAGACUCUUUAGGAGAUAAUGUUGUGGUGUAUUCUGUAAUGGAUACGAAGUAUUCACUUAACAACGAGCUCGGGCAAUUUUACUCAGGACAGUUUAAUGACAGCCAUACAACGUCUGUGGAGUUUGUUAAUAACCAAAAACAUUUUUCAAAUGAUUCAGACAUCACAAAAUACCUGUUGAAAACUGCGAGAAAUGGUCUAGGAAUUUACAAUUUAAGAUACUUGGUAGGAGCGAGCAUAAACAGCAUUGACGGGUCUUCUGAUACGAAAUUGAACAUAACCGCUUAUUUUAACAAUCAUGCGUUCCACACGCCUGCCAUAUCCCUGGGAAUGGUUGCAGAAUCAUUGCUACAAUAUUUAUUCAAUGACUCUUCUUUAUCACUAUCAGUGACAAAUCAUCCGCUACCUAGAACGACGGAUGACAAGGUUAGAGAUGAAACGCAAUCUGAAACUACAGGAUUUACCGUCGCAUUCAAUAUCGUGUUUGGAAUGGCGUUCUUGGCAAGCAGCUUUGCGCUAUUUCUAAUCAAAGAACGUUCAACGAAGGCAAAACAUUUGCAAUUGAGCAGCGGUGUUAAUGUAUUUGUGUUUUGGUCAGCAACUUUUUGUUGGGAUAUUAUAAACUAUCUCAUGAUGGCCAUUUGUCUUCUUAUCACCAUCAGGGCUUUCAAUGUGGAUGCAUACGUUGCCCAUGACAACUUAGCAGACAUAGCUCUACUUUUUCUUUUAUAUGGAUUAGCAAUGCUUCCAUUCAUGUACCUGUGCUCGUUUUUGUUCACUGUGCCUGCCUCCGGAUACGUCUGGCUGACCAUGUUCAACAUGUUGACAGGGGUUGCGACAAUACUUGCGGUUGCCAUUCUCAGUAUACCACAACUUGGUCUCCAAGACCUGUCCAAAGUUCUCGAGUGGAUCUUUUUGGUUCUUCUUCCUAAUUUCUGUCUUGGACAAGGACUAGAGGACUAUUACAGUAACUACAAGGUCGGACUAAUUUAUAAUAAAGUCUGUCCUGUCUUGAAAGAAUUUUGCAACGAACUUCCGAAUCCUUGCUGUCAGAGCACAGGUAACUGUGGCGAAGAUGGUUGUCUAUAUUACAACUCUAAUCCUCUUGGCUGGGAACCCAACGGAAUAGGGAGAAUGCUCUUUUUCCUCUCAAUGCAAUUCGUCUUUUACACAACAGUGUUGUUGUGUCUAGAAUCGGAAAUAUUUCACAGCCUCGUACAGAUUAUACGAAAAUCUCUUGCAGCUUCUCAAGAAAUUGAAAUUAUUGAACUAGAGCGUACUGGUCGAGUACAAGAGGAUGAUGAUGUUGCGCGCGAACGAAGUAGAAUUGCAAAUAACCACCCCACAUCACUCCUUCAAACGGAUAAAAUCCUUCUAUCAGAACUUUCAAAAUGUUAUGACAGGAACAUUGCUGUAAACCGUAUAAGUCUUGGAAUUCCACAAGGCGAAUGCUUUGGAUUGCUUGGUGUGAACGGUGCAGGAAAAACAAGCACAUUCAAAAUGCUUACUGGAGAUGAAAGUAUCACAUCUGGAACAGCAUUUUUGAAUGGAAAGAGUGUCAGUUCACAGAUUGCCGAAGUGAGAAAGUACGUUGGCUACUGCCCCCAGUUUGACGCCCUCAUCGAUCAGAUGACUGGUCGAGAGACUUUGUUCAUGUUUGCACGGCUCCGUGGAAUCGCCGAAAUACCGCCGAUGGUUAACGAUCUCCUUUCGGCAUUGCUUUUAGAAGAGUAUGCAGAUAAGCAUGUUCAGACAUACAGCGGGGGCAACAAAAGGAAACUGAGCACGGCUAUUGCCCUGAUCGGCAAUCCACCGGUUAUAUUUCUGGACGAGCCUACAACUGGUAUGGAUCCUAAUGCCCGUCGCCAUCUGUGGGACACACUGUGUAACAUUCGUGCUUCAGGCAGAACACUUGUUCUUACUUCACAUAGCAUGGAGGAGUGCGAGGCGUUAUGCACACGGCUAGCGGUUAUGGUCAAUGGCCAUUUCAAAUGCCUUGGGAGCCCACAACAUCUGAAGAAUAAAUUCAGCGAAGGCUACAUAUUGUUUGCUACUGUCGGGUCCACUGAGGGUGGUCAUAUUCCGGAAACAACUGCGCUGCAAACGUUUAUCGAGGACCACUUUCCUAACUGCGUGUUGAAAGAUGUAGACCAUGGAAUGGUUCAUUACCAUAUAACAGACACGUCCAUGACCCUAGCGCACAUAUUCGGAACAAUGGAGAGGGCCAAAACUACGUACAAUAUAGAGGACUAUUCUGUCAGCCAGACUACCCUAGAACAAGUCUUUAUCAACUUUGCUCGAACACAACAACCACCCGUUGAGUUACAAGAUGGUUGUUGUAAAAGAUUUUGUUUUUGCAGUAGAAUAUGUUAAAACACGUGUAGAUCCUGAUCUUGGAUAUGAAUUCUAGUACCGGCCAAUUCUAAUGUGAAUAAAUAAAUACUCGUAUUUUGAAAAAAGGACCCUAAUAGUCACAAGUUUAACAUUGUCAUUUAGAUGAGGCACUAAUAUGAGAACUCCCUGCAAAUUGUAUUUUAAUGUCUCGAAUCUCGUCGUUUUGUUAAUAUAAAGAAAUCACUUUUUUCGAUGAAUUGCUUUUGAUAAAAAUCGUAUAAUAUCUAUUUAGGUAUUUGAUUUUGAUCAUUUAAACAGUAUGUGUGUACCUGUAUGUCAGUUUAUAAACUUGUUACGCUUAUUGAUCGAUAAACCUGGCACCAACUUGUCGAACAAUCGUAAUUUCUACGAGUUUGUAUCUUAAUUAGCAAGUUACUUACAUCUGCAUGGCAAAAACAAAGACUGGCUUAUUGUGAUUAUAUAAAAAACGUCAUUUAAGAUCUUCAAAUAUCUCUAAAAGAAGAUUAUUACACAAUUUGCAUAAAGACAAAAUGUUAUGUGCUGAGCGUGGCACUGUUAUAAGGGACUUAAGGUUGUUAGAGGACUUGGGGGCCUGGAAUACAGAACAAAACACCUGUCUUUAUGUUGUCCAUACCAUUUCUAUUUUUUUCUGUUAUUCAAUAAUUUUGAAAUUAAUUUUAAUGGAUAGAUUUUAUUCUGUUUUUUUUUACUUUCAUACCAUGCUAUUUUAAUACUAAAAUGUUUUAUUAAGGUGUACAAAAUAAUUCUAUUUUAUUUUAAGCUAGUCUUAUAUUAUAUCAUGUGAGAUAUAUCACACUUAACGUUUUAACGUGAUGUUUUAUGAUAUUUAUAUUUUUAAUGAUCACAUUGUCUUAAAAACAUGGAACUCAGUGAUACACCUUUCAGGAUUCAAACGAUGUUGUAUAUAUUGUGUUUAUUUAUUUAUAUCUACAAAAAUCUCUUCAUUUAUGGACGAAUAAAAAGUAUCUAUCUA
This is a messenger RNA of Mya arenaria, 6488 nucleotides long. Its product is annotated as phospholipid-transporting ATPase ABCA3-like. Gene Ontology annotation, cellular component: intracellular membrane-bounded organelle; membrane. Gene Ontology annotation, biological process: transmembrane transport; lipid transport. Gene Ontology annotation, molecular function: lipid carrier activity; ABC-type transporter activity; ATP binding. The transcript has 20 exons. The record is from RefSeq and is a predicted model, not a curated record. Bases 260 to 5512 code for a protein of 1750 amino acids. Lineage: Eukaryota; Metazoa; Mollusca; Bivalvia; Myida; Myidae.